Messenger RNA from Saccostrea cuccullata (small rock oyster), 7724 nucleotides. RefSeq names its product muscleblind-like protein 1. Gene Ontology annotation, molecular function: metal ion binding; RNA binding. Bases 464 to 2005 code for a protein of 513 amino acids. NCBI's taxonomy places the organism in Eukaryota, Metazoa, Mollusca, Bivalvia, Ostreida, Ostreidae. Gene Ontology annotation, biological process: regulation of RNA splicing. The record is from RefSeq and is a predicted model, not a curated record. Gene Ontology annotation, cellular component: nucleus. The transcript has 13 exons.
UUAUAGCACUUGACGUUGUGUCUAGGUUAAUUUCAGUGUGUUGAAGCCACUUUUAGAGAGAAGGACAUGCUUUUAUGAAGUGACAGUGUGUUAGAAAUCUAUUCAGUGUACCAACAUGUUAGCAGUAGAGAUUUUCAGACUAUGAUUAAGAGAGAUUAUUCAGUGAAGUUUGGAAGAAAUACAACUCUAAGAGAACUUUCAACCCAGCUCAACGCCAUUCUUCAAUAGUGCACAACAUUUUGGAUGUUUUUUACACUUAUUGAUUAUUAGUGGUUUAUAUUUUAGUUUUUUCCCUUGUUAAUUGCAAUCGAGAUUUUAAAAAUCCUCAUACUAGACGACAUAUUCUAUUUUCUCUCAUUUUUUAUUCACUGACGUUUUACAUUUUAUUCGUGUACCGGAUUUUGUUUGUGUGUCUGUUUUAUAAGAAACCCACAAGUCUUUCAUUGCGGUGUGACUUCUUGUAAUGGCCAUGGUAAACAGUUUGUUAGCAAUCGGAAGUAACGUGAAGGACUCGCGCUGGCUGACUCUAGAGGUCUGCCGAGAGUACCAGCGCAACAAAUGCACACGCACGGACACAGAGUGUAAAUUUGCACAUCCCCCACCUCACGUGGAAGUUCAAAAUGGCCGUGUGACGGCGUGCUUCGACUCCAUCAAGGGGAAGUGUCAGAGGAAAGAUCCUCCGUGUAAAUAUCUCCACCCCCCUCAACAUCUACGAGAACAGCUUCUACAGAAUGGGCGAAAUAACCUAAUCUUAAAAAAUUUACAAAUGCAGGCUGCUGCAGCCCAGAAUUUAUUACCGUCAGCGGGAAUUGUGCCCGGGAUGUUGCCCACCAUUGCCUCACCAAGCAGUAAGGGAUCUUUGGCUGCCUUGCCCGCCCUCUACCCUACUGGGCAGUUGCCCACGGUCAUGAUACCGGACCGAGCUUACGGAUGGUCUGGGGGGGUCCUCACAAAUGGACACCCAUAUCUUGCCGGAUCCGUUCCCAAUCCAACAUCCAUCUCCUAUAAUCCGUACGUGGGGAUGCAGACGGUAUCCGUGACUCCGCCCUCUGUCAGCGAGUCCGCCUCCCAGCCAAUCUCCGGUGUCAUCCAGGCCGCGACCUCCAUAGCCCAGAAUAAAAUCACCCGCCCAGACAGACUAGAGGUAUGUCGAGAGUUUCAGAGAGGGUCUUGCACGCGACAGCCGAGCGAAUGUCGCUAUGCACACCCCCCAGAUAAUGUAACAGUCGAGACGUGCGAGAACCAGAUUACCGUUUGUAUGGACUUUAUUAAGGGGAAGUGUACACGAGAUUCGUGUAAAUAUUUCCACCCGCCCCCUCACUUACAGGCCCAGAUCAAAGCAGCACAACAAAGAGCUAACUCCUCUGCAGCACAAGCUCUGCCGCAAGUGGUAGAGGUCAUUACGAGCAAGAAGCGACCUCGAGAAAUCGCUGAUGAUCUAGUACUGCAAAGCCCAGUGUCUCAAGUGAUUCCGUAUAAGCGUGUUGCCGUGGCAGAUGGGAAAACGGGACUGCCCAUGUACCAACCUGGAGUAAAUCCAUUGAUGUUCCAGCAACAUAUGGCAAUGCCCUUUCAGCAAGGGGGAUUUAUCCCUGCCAAUGUAGCAUUCAAAAGUGCACCACAAACCACAGUAUACCCCAGCGGCUCACCUUCUCCGGCCUUAUCAUUACAGCAGCAAUACGUACCCGUGUCAAUGCCAUUGGUUAUCUCCCCUGCCGUGCCUGAUGCCAUGGUGACGGCCCCUGCCAGUUUGAUUCCUACUAACGCUCAAAACGUCAAUUAUUUUGACUCCAACCAGCAGUUGCUGGACACCCUCCCAGUGUGCCUAGAUUUUAAGAUGGGGCGGUGUAAUCGGCCAUUGUGCGACAAAGUGCACAUCCUACAAGACUUUGUUGAAGUGACGGAUGGACGCGUUGCCGUGUGUCGUGAUGCAGUUCGAGGAAAGUGCUCACGCCCCAUGUGCAAAUAUUAUCACAUCCCUGUCAACCUUCCACCCUCAAAGUGACGGGGAUUUGCCAAAUAUCAUACACCAAGCAAUGGGAGUCUACUCGUAAGGAACACUCAGUACACCACACAGGACAUUUAUUUUCUAAUUUCUUUACACCAGACUGGGACAUGUGGAUCUCUGCCACAGUCCCCAAGGAGGAAAACGCCAACGUUGAUUUUUUUUUUCGGAUAUCUCCAGUUGCCAUAUUAUCCAGUGGUGCUAAAGCAUAUCAUAUUGACCUUUAACCUCUUUUAUGAUUAUGCGUUUCUUUUCUUUUUUAAUUUAAUUGGCUUCUUAUGCUCUUAAUAUACCUGUUAGAGGUACUUGAAUCAAAGUAUAUGUUUUGAAAGUUUGGUUUUACAAAAAAACGGGAGAAAAAAAACUCCGCACAAGAGCAGAAUCAUAUCAGAUAAGUUCUGUGUUUUAAUUAAGUGUUUAGAAUUUUUUUAUACAAUUGUUGUUCAUUUUCCAAUGGUAAAUAACCACACCAUUUGUGAUAUAUUAUCUUUUCACACCUUUUACUACGCAAGUUGUUUAAGAUAAUCGGGGCUAAGAAAGACAUUUUACGAUAAUAUUUGCUUUUUUUUGCUUAGAACUUUUAGCCGCACUCCCAGGGCUGCUGUAUGGGGCUAUUUAUAGCUAUAAUAGGUCAUGACCUCUUGUAGAAACACAGUCAUAGUCAACAGAAAUCUUGAUCUCUUUAUUAUGGUGCAUAUGUAUUCAUUAUUAUAUAUAUAUAUAUCCUGUUUGUUUUGUUAUUUCGUCAAGAUAAAGAGUUGAUCUGACUUUGUUUCUACAAGAGAAAAAUUAUUUUAUUCAGAUGGCCAAUGUACAUAACAAAAAAAAAGACGCACCCAUCCUUUGCUUGAACAUAUAGUCUAUGAAUUAAAUGUUCGCAUCACAUAUUUUAAAAAAUUGUGAAUCUAUAUUUAGAGUCGUUAUAGGUCUAGUUUUAGUUUUUCGUGAACUGUUGUAAAAUUAUAUAUUUUGAUGAUAUGAAAGUGCAAUUUUAUAAGGUGCACACUAAUACUGUUAUAUGAACAAUUUUUUUUUUCAAAAUGUGCCAUAUAACUUUUUUCUUUUAAUCUUUUAAAAAAAGAAAAAAAAGAUUGAAAUGAUGCUGACUCGAAUGUCCCAGUAAAUGCCACAUUUAUCAGUUCUGUCAAGCUUUGAAAUGGUUAGCCAUGUUGGAGAAAUAGUGCUGUAGUUGGGCAAUGAAAUCCCGCUUAUGACCUUGACCCUGGUCUUUGACCUUGACCUGGUGGGAAUUUAUAGUGCUAUUUUCCAGGUUUUUUGUUUUGGUAGAGGGGUUCUGAACCUCGAACACCAGGUAAUGUAGCUAAGAGCUAAGUAGAGCACCAGACCUACACAAAUCUUGCAGCAAACGUGUGCCAUAUUCGGAAAUGCAUGUAUUUACCUUUUCCCAAGAUUACCUUUUUACAAACCCCCUAUAUUAACUGCUAACAUGAAAUCUAUUACAAAUUCUUCCAGAAAACUGAAAACCUAACCAUAUUUUUUUUAGUUCAAAUUAAUAUUAUUAUUAUUAUAUAAUGUAUGUUUCUAAUUGUGAUCAUGUGAUUGGUGCAUGUUGUCAAGUCAUGUGACUUAAAUAAGCCAUUUUUUGAGAAUUUUUCAUGAUGUGAUUUUUUUUGUGUGUGUUUUAAUUAAUGAUCAGUGUGGAUCAGAAAGACACUUGUGUUCAUGUAAAUAUAUAAAUGAUAUAUAUAUGUGUAGUGUGUAUAUUUUAUUGUCUCAGUACCAAAUUAUACCGAUACAAUUUCUCUUAAUACUAACAAGUGGGGUGUUAAUUUGCGGGGAAUUUUUACAAUUUCUUUUUCUGAGUUUCGAAGGUUUUUUGUUUUUUAUUUAAAAAUAGAAAUUCGUUUUAUAAGUGAGAGAAAAAGGACAGGGUACAGAUACACAGAGAAGGGAAUCCAGGCACAUUGAGGUUUUUUUGCAUAAUAAUUUUUUCUCAUCUGUUAUAUAUCUACUUUCACUUUUAAUAAUGGCAUAUUUAAUUUACUUUCACUUUAAUAAGUAGGGGAGCAGUUAUUUGGUUUAAAUCAUGUUUCCAUUUUAUAAACCAUAUUAUCUGUCUGUCCAUUGUUAAUUUUUGCAUUUUUCUUGUUGCAAUUAAAAGAUAUAUGAUUGUUUCUUAUGAGAAAAAUAAUUGCUGAUUUUUUUUAAAGGAGUUGAUAAUAUAAUUAACUUAUGAGAAAUAGGUUGAUUGUAAGCAAUGGGGCAUAUGAACUACAAACAUAUACACAAAGUAUGCCAACAUUUUUUCAUAAACUACAAAGAAUUGAUUCACUGUUUCAUUAUUUGUGAUACUAGUAUUCAAUUUUAAUAUUUGUUAUGUGACUUGUAAUGAAAUUUCAUCAUCAUGUUAAUUUUUAUAUCCCUGAAAAUCUUUGCUCAUAGGUCUAAAAGCACCAUGAGGCAUUACUUAUUUUUUUCUAGGUUUCAUUGUCACACACUGUGCAAAAUAUUGUGAAAAAAGGAGGCAUUUUAAAUAUAUUUUUGAUAAUUUUUCAUGCAGAAAUUCAGAGGUAUUAGAAAUAGACUAUGAGCAAAGAUGAUUGGUGGAGAAUGUGCAAGUACUAUGUUUGUGAUUUGUACAGAUUAUUGAAGGGUGUGUCAGACACAUGAAUGAAUAUGCAGAUUAAGUUUUGCCCUUAUUUGGACAUUUUGCCCAUAUAUGGACAUUUUAUAAAAUUGUGUUUAUGAAUGGACAUGUAAUGUUCUCUCAAAAUAUUUUUCCACUCUAGAUUAGGUUUGUGUUGAGAAAUGUAUUUUUUCUAGUUUGUAUCAUGUAUUUGUAGAUUGAUAGUCAAAGAAAAAAAUGCAAACUGUGUAUUUUUCCAAAAACAAUGGACUCAAAUCAUUGCCUUGUAAACCUGAGACUUAUACUCAGUAUUGAGAUGACAGUAUUCCUGCUAACCAUAAAUCACAUGUAGUGAAAAUCAAUUUUUUUUCUUGUUUAAUCUUUCGAAUUUUCCGAAAAAUGGAUUUUAAGAAGUGACGAAAACCUCCAAAAAUGAUUUGAGUCCUGUUGCUUCAUAUGUAUAAUCUCUGCCGAGGGUUAAUUUUGGUGUCCUGGCAACUCGAUGUAGCAAAAGUAACAUGUGUGCCCUAUUUAAUAUUGUAACACCUCAGUAUGAUGCAAUCUGCAGGCUGUAUAUUGACAAUAAGACCAUGCUUUAACAAGAAAUACUGGAAUAUUUGUAACCAUAUUUAGCAGUGGUCCCUUUAGUAAAGCAGUGUUGCUAAGUGUUGUUACCUCCAGGUGGCACAAAUGUUGCUUUUGCUUUGGCAUGUUGCUGUAGCUUUUUCUGAGGGUGACCUAGUUUGAUGCUUAAAUGACAAAGCUUUGUGUGAGCCAAUGUAAUUGCAGAACUGUAAAACAGUUCACAAGCCAGCAGACAGACGAAACUCUUCUUAUCUUACAAAAAAGCAACAAAACUUUUUUCUUUCUUUCUGCAGAUGAAAUGUUUUCUUUUUAUUUUGUAGUUUAAAAAAAAAGAGACUCUUUUUUUAUUCCAUGCUAUGUGUCCUUAUCCACACAGAUUGUGUUUUUAUUGCAUGAAAGUAUACGUAGACUUCAUUAUCUCUCAUUAUGAGACUUUUCCGGUGAUGGAUUUUAAAUUGUAAAUUUUUUCUUAGCAUUUUUUAUCGUAUGAUACAUAUAUAUUUACAUAUAUAUAUUAUAUAUUACUUGGUUUAGAUUAUUUCAGACUGUGUAAAUUUUGGUCAUGCACCCCCCGGGUCACUAUUUCAACUGACGCUAUAUCAUGUAGAUUCGCUUGUGCUUUUGUGCUGGGCGCGAUCUCAUUCAUUUUGAGAUCCGCCCCUCCAUUUGCUUACUAUUGUGUUUGUCUGCAUAGCUUCGGAGGCUCUUAAAGAGACGCCAUUUACCAAACUCAAAAAUAUAAUCCAAAAUAUACCAUAUUGUGUUGUCCUUUAUUGUGUGUGUAUAUAUAUAGUGUCUCACAUCUUCUGAUUACUGUUGCCAUGGUAACGUGUAAAUAGUUUCUAUGGGAAUCGUUUUCUCCCUUUAUUGUCUGAGUUUUCUUUAUAAUGGGUUUUAUUUUUCACAUGUUUUGGCCACUUGGACAACUUCAGUAUUGAACGCUAAAAAAAAAAAAUCCACUGAAAAAAGAAUGUUUUGAGCCAAACUCUUUACAAAUUUGAAGUUAUCACCAAAUCAUAAGCAGAAAAAUUCCUAUGACAGAAAAUGUGAGAACCAAAGCAAUUAGGCAUUGAAUAGAUGGAAUUGAAAUCCUACGUCUUUGUGAUGUUUCUUUAAUUACCGGUGAUUUCUUUUAAAAACGCUGCCUAUCUUCGUCUUUUGAAUCUUGACUCAAGGUGAUUCGCAUUUAACACUGCACAGCUUUCGCUGCCAUUCUAGUUAAAAGUUACAAACUUUUUGCCAUUUCUAUAUAUAUUAUAUUUAACGACACUAACUGUCGCUAAACAGUUCAACAACACCCAUUGGCUGAGCAGAUGAACAAUUGGCCAAUCAGAAGCUCUGUUCUUAUUUGGUGCUGAUCAUUAAAAUGGUUUCUCAGUAUACAAGUUUGGUUCGUUUGUUUUACAAGGUGCUAGACAUUUUAUUGAUAAAAGAUGAAAAAAAUUGUUUAAAAGCAAAAAAGACAAAUAUUUUGUGAAAAAUAAAAGAAUACACAAACGUAUGGAGACACUGAACAUGACUGAGAAAGUGUUGUUAACUACAUGUAAAUGUUGGAAUCAAACUGGGUAAAUACAGUGACCCUGUGUAUAUCCGGAUUGAUUCCGACUAGUCUCGGUAGAACUAGACAAAGCCUUUUUGAGUUGUUGCACUUCGCGUUACGUCGGUGGCACAUGGAGGUAUUUUGGGGGCUCAUACUAUUACAGCUUUUUAUACAGGGCUGAGCAAAGAAGCUUCAAUAAACGUUGCUUUUUUUUGAAUUACUGCGCUAUGUCUGUGCGAGACGUUUGUAGUUCUUGCUCUCAUGUAUAUAUCCAAUUUUUUUUUACCUAAAGGGAUAAUUUUGCUUUUUUGUACUUUUUAUCAAGCACCUAGCAGGCAAGAUAAUUUUUAAAAGAAAUAAUGACCCCCCAGUUCACUAACUUUAGUUGCCUUUUUGUAGAGUUGUUCAAAGAAAGUUUGUUAUAAUUUUUGUUACUUAUGAUCUCAGUUGGUGCUAAAUAUUCCAAGAAUUGUAAAUUGGAAAAGAAAUGAUCUCGAUUUUAAGUGCGUUUCCCGAAAUAUUUCCUAGUGCCAAGGAUGUAAUGGGUAUUGUGAUAGUACUUAACCAUCUUUUCGCCUGUUGGCUGCUAGGUAAUCUUUUAAUGCUGGGCAACCAAUCACAAGCUUCCGCUGCUUCAAAAAGUAGCCAAUCAAAUGAUUGGUCUGUAGCCGGAACUAGCCAAUCCCAGCAUGCCUUAGAUUUGCACUCUAAAUUGCCGCAUUUAUAAGUGUUCGUGUUGCGAUAAUAUAUGGGAGGAGCCAAAGGCUUAUGUCUUCCAAGUCUUAUGUCAUAAUGUUUUUCUAGAGUUAAACUCGACAAAAGAUCUUUUAUCAUUAUUUAUGGACAAAUUGUGAGUGAUGAUUUCAAGGAGAGUCGCAAUUGUUUAAUUUUGUUACGAGAUAUUUGUAAAUAGAUAUUUUUGGUUUAUGGAUAUUCCUUUUUUUCAAUUCCAAGAAAAUAAGUUCAACAAGUUGUUGUAGUCAAUAAACUUAUUUUUUAAAAUGAAA